Messenger RNA from Trematomus bernacchii (emerald rockcod), 2055 nucleotides. RefSeq names its product sodium/calcium exchanger 2-like. Gene Ontology annotation, cellular component: postsynapse; axon; sarcolemma. Bases 1 to 2055 code for a protein of 684 amino acids. Gene Ontology annotation, biological process: calcium ion import across plasma membrane; sodium ion transmembrane transport; cell communication. The transcript is spliced from 9 exons. Gene Ontology annotation, molecular function: calcium:sodium antiporter activity. NCBI's taxonomy places the organism in Eukaryota, Metazoa, Chordata, Actinopteri, Perciformes, Nototheniidae. The record is from RefSeq and is a predicted model, not a curated record.
AUGGGACCCCUCCCUGUACACUUCUCCCCGCUCCUCACCCUUAUACUCUCCUUCCUCCUGGCCCACCCCUGCUCCUCCAUCAGGCCUCAGGUUGUGGAGCGAGCGUCUUCCCCCGAGCAGCCUCAGCCCUCUGGUAACACCACGGGCAAAACUGUGUGUCCGGGCGAGGUGGUGUGUCGACCCGGGGUCCUGCUGCCGGUGUGGCUGCCUCUCAACCCUCCGCUGGGAGAGCAGGCGGGGAGAGCUAUUGUCUACUUCGCGUGUCUCAUGUACAUCUUCUUGGGCGUGUCCAUCAUCACAGAUCGCUUCAUGGCAUCCAUAGAAGUCAUCACCUCCCAGGAGAAAGAGGUGACCAUCACCAAAGCUAACGGGGAAACCACGGUGACCACAGUGAGAGUCUGGAACGAGACCGUGUCCAACCUCACUCUCAUGGCCCUGGGCUCCUCGGCCCCUGAGAUCCUCCUCUCUCUUAUUGAGGUGAUCGGGCACAACUUUGAUGCAGGCGUGCUUGGGCCGAGCACCAUAGUGGGCAGCGCUGCCUUCAACAUGUUUGUGAUCAUCGGUAUCUGUGUGUGGGUGAUCCCGAACGGAGAGUCUCGCAAGAUCAAACACCUGCGGGUGUUUUUUAUCACGGCCUUCUGGAGUAUUUUUGCCUACAUUUGGCUCUACCUCAUACUGGCUGUCAUCUCACCUGGGAUCGUGGAGGUGUGGGAGGCCAUAGUCACACUGCUCUAUUUUCCGUUGUGUGUGGUCUUGGCUUGGAUCGCUGACCGUCGCCUACUCUUCUACAAAUACAUGCACAAGCGUUACCGCGCCGACAAGAGGCACGGCAUUGUUGUGGAAAUGGAAGGUGACCUUGAGCCCAAGGGCAUUGACAUGAUCAUGGAUGGAAAGUUGUCGGACGGUGCUUCGUGUGCCGGAAACUCUUCCAGUGUCUCUGUGCAGACAGGCAAUGAGCUGGACCAGAACAAAGACGAGGUGGUCCGCAUCCUGAAGGACCUGAAGGAGAAGCACCCAGACAAAGACCUGGACCAGCUGAUUGAGAUGGCCAACUACUUGGCCCUGGUCCACCAGAAGAAGAGCCGCGCCUUCUACCGAGUCCAGGCCACGCGCCUGAUGAUUGGUGCCGGCAACGUAUUAAGGAAACACGCUGCCGAGCACUCACGGCGCAGCGCAGGCCAGGAUGCUGACAAGGCCACAUGCUCGCACAUUUGUUUUGAAAGUGCACAGUUCCAGUGCACAGAAAACUGCGGCUCUCUGAGCAUCGGGGUGAUCCUUGAGGGGGGGACGGGCCAGAACACUUUCUAUGUGGACUACUGUACAGAAAACGGCUCCGCUAAUGCUGGGGCAGACUAUGACUUCACUAAGGGAACACUGAUGUUUAAGCCAGGGGAGGGCCGCAAGGAGAUCAAGGUGGGCAUCUUGGACGAUGACGUCUUUGAGGAGGACGAGCAUUUCUUUGUGCGUCUUCAGAACCUGAGGUUAGAGGAAGGUGGAGGUGAAGGGACAGGAACUCCACCACAGGCCAGGCUGGUGGAGCCCCUGCAGGCCACCAUCACUAUCUUGGAUGAUGACCAUGCUGGCAUCUUCACAUUCGGCCAGCGCGUGCUGCGGGUCAGUGAGAGCACCGGCACGCUGAAAGUGACGGUGGUGAGGAACUCUGGCUCCAGGGGGACCGUCAGUGUGCCGUACCGUACGGAGGACGGCAGUGCCAAGGCGGGGGUGGACUACGAGGAGGCCAGAGGAGAGGUGGAGUUCACCAAUGAGCAGACCAGUCAGGUCUUACAGGUGCGCAUUAUAAAUGUGGCGGAGUACGAGAAGCAGGAGAACUUCUUCAUCGUGCUGGAGGACCCAAAAUGGUUGAAGCGGGGCCUCUCUGGCAACCCCAGCCCUGAGGAGGAGGAGGCCCGGAGAAUAUCUGAGAUGGGCAAACCUAUUUUAGGGGAGCACAGCCGGCUUGAGGUCGUCAUAGAGGAGUCCUGUGAGUUUAAGGUGGGUGACCGGCUGAAAGGAGGCGUUACAAUAGCAGUAAACCAACACUCUCUGUACAAAUAG